Vicugna pacos (alpaca) is the source of this 4216-nucleotide messenger RNA. The record is from RefSeq and is a predicted model, not a curated record. Lineage: Eukaryota; Metazoa; Chordata; Mammalia; Artiodactyla; Camelidae.
AGUGAAGCACGAAAUGCCUUGAGAACUGUUAGGACCCAAAGACCACUUACACCACUGGAAGACCAAAGAAAACUAUUUGGAUCCGCAUCUUCAAGAACACCAGAAAAUAGACCUCCAUCCUCCUUCAGAAACCGAAAGCUCCAGCAUCUCCUGCCACAGAGGAGGAUCCCUGCCCUUCCUUUCCUAAACCCCCAGUGGACCCUGCGAAGAUUAGAAGGAUAAGCAGUGCCCGGGCGCGCUUGUUCAGGGCGGCCUCACAGGGGGCUCUUCUGCCAGACAGGACCCUUCCUCCCACACAGCCAAAGAAGAGAGUGGAAUCUAAAGAAACAGUUAUGAUGGGGGACUCUAUGGUGAAAAUAAAUGGGAUUUAUUUACCAGAAUCAAAUGCCUUUGGCCACUUAAAGAGUCACCCACUUCAGCUAACAUAUGAUGGAGACAUCAGUGAAAUCAAGGAGCAAGAAGUGUUCAAGGGGACGACACCCUUGCCAUCCCAUCUCAGAAGUGGAGGGGACCAGGGGAAGAGGUGUUCGAGGGCCUCCUCAUGCCCUAGCAGCUCAGACCAGAGCAGGCUGGACACCAAAGCAGGUUCAAAGGCUGACUUGCAAGAAAAGGAUACAGAAAUAGAAGUAAAUGAAGUGUUUUGGAAUACAAGGAUCAUACCGAUUUUGCGUGAAUUAGAAAAGAAAGAAAACAUUGAGAUGCUGUGUGCUGCUUGCACACAACUUCAUCACACGUUAGAGGAAGGAAACAUGCUUGGAAACAGAUUUAAGAGAAGAACUAUUCUCCUGAAGACCCUGUAUAAACUAGUUGAUGUUGGUUCAGACUUGCUCAGCCUUAAACUUGCAAAAAUUAUCCUAGCACUUAAAGUGAGCGGAAAAAAUCUGCUUAAUGUCUGCAAGCUUAUAUUUAAAAUUAGCAGGAGUGAGAAAAAUGAUUCUCUGAUUCAAAAUGACAGCAUUCUGGAAUCAUUAUUGGAGGUCCUGAGAAGUGAAGGUCUGCAAGCUAACACGGAAGCUUUUUUAUACUGUAUGGGGGCGAUCAAAUUCAUUUCUGGAAAUCCAGGAUUUCUUAAUGAAAUGAUUGGCAAAGGUGCUGUGGAAAUAUUGCUGAAUUUGAUAAAGCAAAUAAAUGAGAUCACUGAGAAAUCUGGUACAUGUUUGCCUAAUUCAGGCCACUUGUUAGUCCAAAUGACUGCUACGCUGAGAAACUUGGUUGAUUCACCACUGGCAAGAAGUAAGCUGCUAAGCAUCAGUGCCCUUCCCCAGCUGUGCACGGUGAUGGGGCAGUACACAGGUGACAAGGAUGUCUGCACCAAUAUUGCCAGAAUAUUCAGCAAACUUACUUCUUAUCAUGACUGCUGUGUAGCCUUGGCCAACUAUUCCAGAUGUUACGCCUUGUUUUUGAAUCUGAUAAACAAAUACCAGAAGAAGCAGGAUUUAGUGGUUCGUAUUGUUUUUAUUCUUGGCAACCUGACAGCGAAAAAUAACCAGGCACGUGAGCAAUUUUGCAGAGAGAAAGGGAGCUUCCCAACUCUGCUGUCAUUAUUCCACACGUUCUACGAGCUGGAUCUGCAUUCCAGGAAGCGCGUGGAGGAAGGAGACGAUCGGCCCCCGGCGCGGAGGCCGCCGGCCCAGGCGGAGGACGUGCUCAUCAAGCUGACCCGGGUGCUCGCCAACCUGGCCAUCCACCCGCGCGUGGGCCCGGCCAUCGCCGCCCACCCGCGCAUAGUGGGCCUGCUCCUCGCCACGCUGGAAUACAAGUCAAUUGAUGAUUGUGAGGAGCUGGUGAUCAAUACUACAGCAACAAUCAACAACUUAUCUUACUACCAAGUGAAGAAUUCCGUAAUUCAAGACAAAAAGCUAUAUAUUGCUGAAUUGCUUAUAAAGCUUCUUGUGAGUAACAACAUGGAUGGAAUCCUGGAGGCUAUGCGCGUUUUUGGAAAUCUCUCCCAGGACCAUGACAUCUGCGAUUUCAUUGUGCAGAAAAAUGUCCACAAAUUCAUGAUUGCACUGCUGGAUGCGAAGCAUCAGGAUAUUUGCUUUUCUGCCUGUGGCGUUCUCCUAAACCUCACUGUGGAUAAAGACAAGCGUGUCAUCCUGAAAGAAGAAGGUGGCAUUAAAAAGUUAGUGGAUUGUUUAAGGGAUUUUGGUCCUACUGAUUGGCAGCUGGCCUGCUUGGUGUGCAAAACUUUGUGGAACUUCAGUGAAAAUAUCACCAGUGCUUCGUCAUGUUUUGGAGUUGAGACCACUGAUACACUCUUAGCCCUGCUGUCGUCAUUUUUAGAUGAAGAACUAGCACUGGAUGAGAGUUUUGACCAAGACCUAAAAAACUAUCACAGACUCCACUGGGAAACAGAAUUCAAACCGGUGGCACAGCAGCUUCUACACCGAAUUCAGAGGCAUCACACCUUCCUGGAACCCCUGCCUGUUCCCUCUUUCUAACACGAUGCAGAUUAACGGCAGAAACAGGAAGUCAGGUCUCCUUCAUUCCUGAGAAGUGGUAACAAACACGAACAUUUUAUUCAGUGUUAACAAAUAUUGAAAGUUUUUUCAGGUACUGAUUUUAGUGAGUAGUUUAACUAUUUUAAAAGAAAUGAGCAUUUCUUCUUGUUAGGUAUUAUGGAAAAAUGUUCUGCUAUGAGAAAUGUAAGAUGAAAAUAUAUGCAUGGCUUUUCUAAGUAAAUGACUUUUUUCUUCUAUUCUCUGUUAAAUAAUUUAGUUCUAGUCUUUAAGUCCUGAUUUAACAAUUGUAGAAUUUAAGAGCUUGUCAGCUCAGUAACUGAACUGUGCAAUGAAGACUUAGAUUUUGUUUAUAAAAAGAAUGGUGGUCAAUACCAUUAGGAAUACAUUACUACAUCAACAUCUGCAUUAAUUUUUACAGCAUCUACUAUUCAUUUUUUGGUUAGGAACCAGUAUUUUUCUGGUUCUUAUAUUAAGAGGAAUAAGCAAAAAAAUUUAAAGAAGACUGCUUUAGGCCAUUUACUCUUUAUUAAAUAAGUAAAAUAGAUGAAAAGGGGAGUAUUUUACCUUUUUCUGUUCAUUUGAAAUAAAAUGAGUAGACCAGACAGUCCUAAUGGUAACCCUCUGUGACUAGGGAGGUGAUGUACUGUACUAGGAAGAAUGUAGGCUUAAGCGUAUGGCAGAUCUCAGUUCAAAUCCUAGCUUUCCUUUGCUUGGGCCUUUGGCAAAUAACUUAGUAUUUUCAGCUUCAACUAUAAAAUGGGAGUAAUACCUAUUUUAUUAUAAUGUAGUUUAGAGAAAAAAACAUUAAAUGGGCAAAUUGCGCAGUACAGUGACUCUGCUUAGUAGAGGCUGAAUAAAUUAUAACAUUAUGAUGGUAAUUAGUUUAUUAGUUUGACAUUCUGUGUAGGGUAAGUUUGGCUUUUGAAUGAAUGAGAAAAAAACAAAGAAAUUGAGAUCACCGUUGUUGUCCCAUAUUAGCCAAAGAAGAUUUGGAAAUAGAAGUAGGUUUCCUACCCUGCUCUGUAGGGUGAGAGAUGAGCCGUUAAUAUCAGAAAAGCUGGUACAGCUCAUCCCUCGCCCAAACAAAAUAACAAGACUAAUGGGAUGAAGACAGCCAUCCCAGACUAGACGGGCUCUUAAAGGCUAUUAGAAAAAACCCUAAAUUUCAGGAACAAAUAGACUUUCUAAGGGCUCUUCUAGUUCAAGAUUUAUCCCUGAUUGAGGUGUUGCAAAAUCCUCUAGGGACACUCACCUUAUUAUGGUCUGUCAUCCAGAAGUAUAUGCCAAUAGAUUCACUCCAAUAGAUGAAACCAUUUUUUUAAAAGUCUGAAGGGCUAAUCUCUCAAAAACACUUAAAGAUCUAAGUUUUUAGUUUAUCUAUAGCAGGCUAUAUAUUCCACUUUCAGUGAGAAAGAUCAAACUCUUUCCCCUCUAAAACAGCCCCCUUGGUACUUAUAACUAAUACAAUAAUUCAUGAUGGAAUGAAUACCAUUAUACCUGUUCUCCAUAUUAAACUCCUCCUCCUUAGACUCAUGUGCAAACUAGACCAUUUGGAACCAUCUGCUUGCCUUUAAACAAAAUUGUGGUAAAAAACACAUAACAUAAAAUUUACCAUCUUAACUAUUUUUAAAUGUAUAGUUCAGCAGUGUUAAGUAUAUUCACAUUGUUUUGCAACAGUUCUCUAGAACUUUUUGAUCUUGCAAAACUGGAACCCAUCUCUGUUAAACAACUCCCUGUUUCCUCCCUCCCUAGCC